AUGUAUGUGCACAAAUCUAAAAUCGCCAGUCUGUAAUCGUGUGCAGUUGACAAUACGAUAUAAUUUUGAAAGGAGUUAGAAUAGGUAAUCCCUUAAUUUUGAGUGUAUAUGCACAAAAGGUCGCCUACGCGCUAACUAAUGUACGACACGCGGAAAAAAAUAUUACUACAGAAUACAAGAUUAAAGGAAAUUAAAAUAAUGCCAGUGUUACCACUGAUUUUUCUUUCGUGGUUGUAUCUGUCAAUUUGCGAUGGGUAUCGUUUGCUCGGACUAUUUCCAUUUCAAAGCAAGAGUCAUUUCGUCAUGUUUGAACAACUGAUGAAGGGCCUGGCCAGGAAGGGUCAUCAGGUCGACAUGGUCAGCAGUUUUCCAUUGAAAAAGCCUUAUCCAAAUUACGCUGAUAUCGUGACAGUGCCAAUAGAAAUGGAAUUUGUCAACAACAUUUCCUAUGAAAUAAUGAAGACUUAUUUGUCUAUUGAUUCGACGUAUGUUAUGGGGACACUGGGAGGAAACGAUCUUUGCAAACUUUUAAGAAAUCCAAAAAUAAAGGAGCUGGCGCAACCAAAGAAUCCGCCUUACGACGCAGUGAUAAUGGAGGUACAUGGCGCGCAGUGUUUCGGGAUUAUCGGCCACUUAUUGAAAGUUCCCUUGAUCGGGGUCAGCAGUACGUUGCUGCACCCAUGGCUAUCUCAGAUAAUCGGUCAACCUGAGAACCUGGCCUUUAUUCCGAACAUUUUAACUUUCACCGUCCCUAUAAAUUUUUGGCAACGUCUAUGUAACGUUUUGCGCACCCUCUACGACAAGUGGUAUUUCGAUUACUUGACGACACGGGUGCAAGACAGGUUGAUAAGGGAGAACUUUGGGCCAGACGUGCCGAGCGUACGGGAAUUGGAGAGGAAGCUGUCGCUGAUCCUCGUCAACUCUCACCUCACGCUACAUGGGAUACAGCCAAGGACACCUGCCGUGGUGGACGUGGCAGGGAUCCAUAUCCAUGCUGAGGAUGAAAUGUUGCAACCCGAACUAAAGAAAUGGAUGGACGACAGCAAAGAUGGUUUUAUAUAUUUCACCUUUGGCUCGAUGAUGCUGAUCGAGACGUUUCCACGUGAAUUCUUAAGGGUCCUUUUCGCCUCCUUAGGCAAAAUAGCACCCGUACGGGUUUUAAUGAAGAUACCAGCUCCGGAGAGGCUGCCACCAGGUUUACCUAAAAAUAUUCGUACGUCUCCUUGGAUGCCGCAGUUUAUGAUAUUGAAACAUCCUAAUGUAAAAAUCUUUAUCACUCAUGGCGGACUCAUGAGCACGCAAGAAGCGAUAUUGUUCAGUGUCCCUAUGAUCGGUAUACCGUUUUUUGCCGAUCAAUUUAUAAAUAUCAACACAUACGUCGCCAAAAACAUUGCCAUACGACUGGACGUCAGUACGAUUACCGAAAAAAGCAUGGAUGCGGCCUUAAAUGCAAUAUUAUAAGACCCUUUGUACAGAGAGAGUGCGCGGAAUCUAUCCCAACAAUUUCUCGAUCGGCCACUGAACGCUAUCGACACAGCUACUUAUUGGAUCGAGUACGUCAUCAGGUACGGCGAAAAUUCUCUGCGUUCGCCCGCGGUGGAUAUGACUUGGUGGCAAUUGUCUCUCGUCGAUGUGAUCGGAUUUCUCCUUCUUUGCGCAACAAUCGCUAUCGUUGGAAUAGUAUUCAUUGUACAAUUCAUGUUGAAGUUGAUGCGCAAAUAUAAUAAUACAUUAUAUUCAAAAAAGUUAAAAGUAAAUUACGGAAAAAUGCGAGUGUUACCGCUGACUAUCACUUGGUUGUUGUAUCUGUCAGUUUGCGAAGGAUAUCGAUUGCUCGGCAUAUUUCCUUUUCAAGGCAAGAGUCAUUUCACUAUGAUCGAGAGACUGAUGAAGGGUCUGGCCAAGAAAGGCCAUCAGGUCGACGUGGUCACCAAAUUUCCACUGAAGAAGCCUUAUCCAAAUUACACUGAUAUCGUGACAUUGCCAUUAAAUGUAGAGUUGGUGAACAAAGUGACUUAUGAAAAAAUGAAGAGCUAUCUUGAUGUGGAUACGACGUACUUUGUUGGGAUAAUGGGAGGAAACGAACUUUGCGAACUUCUAGCAAAUCCAAAAAUAAAAGAGCUGGUGCAACCAAAGAAUCCGCCUUACGACGCAGUUAUAAUAGAGGUUUUCGGCGCGCAAUGUUUCGGUAUCAUCGCUCACUUAUUGAAAAUUCCUAUGAUCGGGGUCAGCACCACAGGAACGCUGUACUCAUGGCUACCUCGGAUAAUUGGUCAACCUGAGAAUCUGGCCUUUGUGUCAAAUAUCAUUUUAGGUUUCACCACCCCUAUGAAUUUCUGGCAACGUCUGUGUAACGUCUUGCGCUCCUUUUACGACAAGUGGUAUUUUGAUUACUUGACGACACGGGUGCAAGACAGGUUGAUAAGGGAAAACUUUGGGCCGGACAUGCCAAGCGUACGGGAAUUGGAGAGCAAGCUGUCGCUGAUCCUCGCCAACUCUCACAUCACGCUAAAUGGGAUACAGCCGUGGACACCUGCCAUGGUGGAGGUAGGAGGGCUCCACAUCCAUGCUGAAGAUGAAACGUUGCAACCUGAACUAAAAAAAUGGAUGGACGACAGCAAAGAUGGUUUUAUAUAUUUCACUUUUGGCUCGAUGGUUAUGAUCGAGACGUUUCCACGCGAGUUUCUGAGGGUCCUUUACACUUCCUUAGCCAAAAUAGCUCCCGUGCGAAUAUUAAUGAAGGUUCCAGCUCCGGAAAAACUGCCACCUGGUUUGCCCAAAAAUAUUCAUAUAUCUCCUUGGAUACCGCAGCUUAUGAUAUUAAAACAUCCUAAGAUAAAAGCCUUUAUCACCCAUGGCGGACUCAUGGGCACACAAGAAGCGAUAUCGUGUGGUGUCCCUAUGAUCGGUAUACCGCUUUACGCCGAUCAGUUUUUGAAUAUCAACACAUACGUCGCCAAAAAUAUUGCCAUACGACUGGACGUCAGUACAAUUACCGAAAAAAGCAUGGAUGCGGCCUUAAAUGCAAUAUUACAAGACCCUUUGUACAGAGAUACUGCACGGAAUCUAUCCCGACGAUUCCUCGAUAGGCCACUGAACGCUAUCGACACAGCUACUUAUUGGAUCGAGUACGUCAUCAGGUACGGCGAAAAUUCUCUGCGUUCGCCCGCGAUGGAUAUGACCUGGUGGCAAUUGUCUCUCGUCGAUGUGAUCGGAUUUCUCCUUCUUUGCGCAACAAUCGCUAUCGUUGGAAUAGUAUUCAUUGUAAAAUUCAUGUUAAAGUUGAUGCGCAAAAAUAAUAUUACAUUAUAUUCGAAAAAGUUAAAAGUAAAUUAAUCAUUAAUUAAAGAAAAAUAAUGCUUUUGUUUUCUAUUUAUAUUUCUGCAUAGAAAUUAUCGAAGAGAUCAUAAUUAUAUGUUUUUCUUAAUAAAAAUAUUACAGGAGAAUAUACAUAAAGAAGAUUUGCAUUUUUUUAUGUAUGCAUAAAUUGCGUCUCAAUGUUCUGUAACACAUAUGUAUUAAAUGUAAUAUAAUUUUUCAACUGA
Molecule: messenger RNA, 3545 nt
Organism: Solenopsis invicta (red fire ant)
Lineage: Eukaryota; Metazoa; Arthropoda; Insecta; Hymenoptera; Formicidae
Exons: 12
Molecular function (GO): UDP-glycosyltransferase activity
Source: RefSeq, a predicted model, not a curated record